Messenger RNA from Auanema sp. JU1783, 1395 nucleotides. Lineage: Eukaryota; Metazoa; Nematoda; Chromadorea; Rhabditida; Rhabditidae. The record is from the annotation of a GenBank genome assembly.
AUGCCUUGCUGUGGACCAGGAUAUCUCAAUCCGAGUGAAGCCACUGUUCGAGCUCCAAAAGAAACUGUUCUUUUCGUAACAAGUCCUCAUGCCGACGGAGGAAAUGAUAUGUUAGUGGCUGUCAACGUGGACUCAACCUCCAAUGAUUUUUGCAAGAUCGUUUCCAAAAUUGUUUUCCCGAAUAAGGGAGAUGAGGUUCACCACACUGGUUGGAAUGCAUGUUCUUCUUGCUACGAUAAGCCAGACAAGAAAAGGUCUCAUCUCAUAAUUCCAUGUCUAAACUCCAGCAGAAUCUAUGUUGUGAACGUGGAAAAUGAGAAGAACUUGAUUUUGGAAAAGACCAUUGAACCAUCUUUGUUGAAAGGACUGAAUGUUAGCUUCCCCCAUACUUCGCACUGUUUAGCGAAUGGGCAAAUUAUGAUAAGUACCCUCGGAGAUGCUGAUGAUAAUCAGAGUGGUAACUUCCUUCUUCUGAACGGCCAAACAUUCGACCCUGUGGGUACUUGGACUCCGAAUCCCGUCGCCUUCAACUACGACUUCUGGUACCAACCUAGACAUGACGUCAUGAUUUCGACUGAGUGGGGUGCUCCGCACAAAAUCAAGAAAUGCUUCAAUCCAGCAGAUGUCGCCGAAGGAUUCUACGGACAUUCUAUUCAUGUUUUCCAAUGGUCUACACAUGAAAAGCUUCAAACAAUCGAGCUGCCUAUGCCUAAUGGGGCUUUACCCCUGGAAGUGAGAUUUAAACAUGAACCUUCGAGCCCGCAUGCUUUUGUUGGAACAGCUUUAGGCUCUGCUGUUUAUCAUCUCGAACCAGAAGUUGUAGGCUCCAAGAAAUACAAAGCUGUGGAAGUCAUCAAAAUUCCAGAUAAAGAGGUGACUGGAUGGGCAUUACUUUCCAUGCCUGGUCUGAUCACCGACAUUCUAAUUUCAAUGGAUGAUCAGUUUCUGUUUAUAUCCUGUUGGCUUCAUGGAGAUAUAAGACAAUAUGAUAUAAGAGAUCCAUCCAAACCAGUUCUGGUAUCUUCCGUCUUUAUUGGCGGAAGUAUUCAUAAAGAGAGUGGAGUCGUCGUUACCAAGGAUUCAGAACUUCAGGCACAACCUGAUGCUCUUUAUGUGAAAAAUAAAAAAGUUGAGGGAGGACCUCAAAUGCUUCAAUUAAGUUUGGAUGGAAAACGACUCUAUGUCACUACAUCUCUCUACUCCAUCUGGGAUAAGCAGUUUUACCCAAAAUUGAGCAAGACUGGUGCUAUGCUACUUCAAAUUGACGUGACCGAUGACGGAAUGAAACUAAAUCCGAAUUUCUUGGUCGAUUUUUCAACUCUCGAGGGUGGUCCUUACUUGGCUCAUGAGAUGAGAUAUCCAGGUGGAGACUGUACAUCGGAUAUUUGGGUUUAA